Molecule: messenger RNA, 1502 nt
Organism: Onychostoma macrolepis
Lineage: Eukaryota; Metazoa; Chordata; Actinopteri; Cypriniformes; Cyprinidae
Exons: 6
Coding region: 76-1392 (438 amino acids)
Source: RefSeq, a predicted model, not a curated record
AUUGAUUUGUCAACAUCUAUAGUUAAAGUUCUUUCAAUAACUGUGAGUUUUUUGGCACUCAUUUGACAGCUUAUCAUGCUUUGGGCAAAGGGCAUCUUACUUUUCACAAUGGUUGUGACAACACUGAGCUCUUCUUUAAGGGCAGAUUCUAAGGCCUCUUCUGAAACUGGUGCUUCUUAUGGAGCAGUCUCAGAAAAUACAGUCCGUUUUGGCAAACUUUUAAUUGUUGGUCAAGGUACAGUACCUGAUAGUGACAUGAAAACAUCUGGACUGAUUUCACUGGCGUCAAAUGAAGCGCGGUUUCCCCUUGCUAAAGCUAAACUGCAACGCCUGAGUCCUUCUGUGCAGUGUAGCAAUGAUUCAAUGACUUUGCGCAUUCCAGGACCAAGAACACCACACUUUCUGGUUGAUCGAGGAGAGGCAUUACCAGUCCCUUUGUCUGAGAUGCCAGCCAGCUGUGGUUUCUCACUGAAGCGAGUACGCAGGGAUGUCUCUCUUGUUGCUCCAUACAAGGGCUGUCAUGUUAGACAACAGGGUGGCAGUUAUAUCUUAACACUCAUUAUAAUGGGAGAUCCAGUGCAAAUGUCUUGUCCUGUGAGUCCUCGCCUCCCUGCCGUGUCCUGCUCCUCCUCUGGCAUGACUGUCACCCUUUGGGUCCAAGCAGAUGAUAUUAAAGUUAAAGUUGAUGGAUCGUGGCAGCCUCUGCUCCCAAUGCUCUCUCAAUGCUCAUUCACAUUGGAGGCUACUGCUGGUUCACUGGUUGUCACCGCACCAUUCACCGGAAGCUGUUGGGAAGUGACGGACACUGGAAGGCAAAUCCCUUUAAUUUAUGGUGACCAAGAGGUGACUCUUUUCUGUCCUCUGACACGUGACCCAGACAUGCAACAGAUGUCUGACCCUUUCCCUUUUGGAAAACCCUGGUGGUAUCCUCCAUAUCAUGGUGUACCUGCUACCCUGCCUCCCACUGUGCUGACUACAACUACUCCUUUUCAAUAUCCUAUCCAGCAACACCUGUUCCCUCACAUGAAUCCCAGGCCAAUAUUUGAUCCAUACUUUUACCCUAAAGGUGGCCCAGCUCCUACCCCAGCACAACAACCUCAAUAUCCCUGGUAUCCAAAGUUUCCUCCCAUGUAUGGCUUCCAAAACCCAGUUGAAGUGACCACUCCUGCAACUACACCUGCCCCAUACCAGCCGCAGCAGCAGUAUCAAGGUUAUCCAAUGUACUCCCCAUUCUAUGGUUAUCAACCCAUCAAGUCUUUUGAGCCUCCAGCUCAAUAUCCUUUCAAGUACCUGUAUCCCAAGGAUCCGAUCUUUGUUCCCCGCAGCCCUAAAUCUGUGUCUUCUGCACAGUUGUCCUCAGUCUACGGGUCUCGUAGACAAACACUUAAUUGAGCAGAUGAGUGUACUCUGAAGUUGCAUUGCUUUUAUUGACACCAAAGUGAAUUCAAUGACAUCAAUAGUUGUCUGGUAUAAGCUUAAUAAAUCUGUGACUUCAUGAAAAU